GAAGGAGGUGAGGCCGGGAAGAUGCCACUGCCGGGGGCGGGGCGCGGCUGGGGAUCCGGGAGAAGGACUGCAGCGGUGCUCGGUGGGGGCUGGGGCUGCAAUGUCACUUAUUUGAGGGUCAGGUGUGUAUGUCCCAGGCUGGGACUACCACUUGCCUACAUCUUCCCGGUACCACCCAGGGCGCAGGGACGGAGGCGGAGGACAGGGGACUGCAGUACCGUCCCCGAAGCGGGACGCGAACCGGCAGAGUUGGGAGAAGAGCCUCCGCGCCCGAGAGCUGAGCAUGCUGCCCCCGCGUGCAGCGCCCGCGUGCACCCAGCCCAGAGAGGGGGCGACAGGGCGGAGGCGGUGGCCCCCGGAAGGUGUCUGGGACCGGACCCGCUGCACGUGAGCCCAGCGCGGAGUCAUGUGCACCGGCUCAGCCCGGUUCGGCGGCCGGACGUGCUGCGUAUCAACAAAAUGAAACUCAGGGCGACAGGAGGGCAGAUAGCUCCAGGUCCUCCGAACCCCAGUCCCCGGCAGAACGACCCCCCCCACCACUGCUGUCUCCCGCCGCAGCCCCUCCGCGCGGCCGGAGCCCGCGGGGCAAGUUGCAGCCCUGGCGCGCCCCCGCCCGCCCGCGCCCCCUCACCGGCCCGGGGGCGCUUUGCCGCAGUCAUUAAUAAAGAAGGUCGCCAAGCUCACCCUUCCAAAAGUUGUUGUUGCAUGCGCCCCUCUCAGCCUCCCCGCAAUGUACUCUUUAAAACAGGACUGACCAACAUGCGCAAUCUCUCUCCCCUGUGCUGUGCAUCCCCCCCCCUCCGCGCCCUGGCUUCCUAGAACAGGCAGCCAGCAGGAGAGAGAGGGAGCGAGCGAGCAAGAGAGAGAGAGAGCGAGCGAGAGCGAGGGAGCGAGGAGCGCUGGCAGAUCUG
This is a messenger RNA of Canis lupus familiaris (dog), 911 nucleotides long. Its product is annotated as translation initiation factor IF-2-like. Bases 22 to 819 code for a protein of 265 amino acids. Lineage: Eukaryota; Metazoa; Chordata; Mammalia; Carnivora; Canidae. The transcript has 2 exons. The record is from RefSeq and is a predicted model, not a curated record.